Messenger RNA from Phlebotomus papatasi, 666 nucleotides. RefSeq names its product ubiquitin-60S ribosomal protein L40-like. Gene Ontology annotation, biological process: translation. Gene Ontology annotation, cellular component: ribosome. Gene Ontology annotation, molecular function: structural constituent of ribosome; protein binding. The transcript has a single exon. The record is from RefSeq and is a predicted model, not a curated record. The coding region runs from base 89 to 487 and encodes 132 amino acids. Lineage: Eukaryota; Metazoa; Arthropoda; Insecta; Diptera; Psychodidae.
UCAAGUAGAUUAAUCAUUAAGUACUCGUUGCACCUGAAAGUGCUGCUCUUUUUUAGUGAUAAUUUUGUGCGAAGAAUCUCCAUUCACGAUGCAAGUAUUCGUGAGGACAGUGACUGGCAAGGACAUCACACUGGAAGUGGAAGGAACAGAUACAAUUGAGAGGAUAAAAAGUAAAAUCCGAGACAAAGAUGGAACUCCGGAGGAAGAACAGUGCCUGACUUAUGUUGGAAAGCCCCUGCAGGAUAUUCACAGAGUCUCUGACUACAGCAUACAGGAACACAGCACCAUUCACCUGGCCCUGAGGCUUCUUGGUGGGCUCCUGCCACCUUCUCUGAGGAUGCUGGCUGAGAAGUACAACUGUGACAAGAUGAUCUGCAGGAAGUGCUACGCAAGGCUCCAUCCCAGAGCCACAAAUUGCCGCAACAGGAAGUGCGGGCAUUCCAAUGAUCUCCGGGCCAAGAAGAAGCUCAAAGUUCAUCGACCAUAAACCCUUUGUCCAGGAAAUGUUAAAAGCCCCAAAAUCAGCCAAAGAGAGAUUCCCAGAAGACGGAAAAAACUGUGAAUUUUCAUCUAAAUGAUCUUGUGAUCUUUGUGAAUUGAAUUGUAAAAGUAUUUGAUAAAACCUUUUCUUUUUUGAAAAUUCAAAUAAAAUUUCUUAACUCCGGA